UUAAACAUGUGACAUGUCUCCAACAAGAGAAAGGAGACAUGAUUGACAGAAAAAUCAGAUUUAGUAUUUUGACAAUUUUCGGUAUAAGUUGGACUGAGAGUUAACCAUUUCAUGUUUCAAGCAGUUGGUUUUCAAACGGUUAUGUGUGUGUAAGAAGCAAUUAUCUUUUUAGUAAACAAAAAUCAGUAGGAUACGCACGGGUUUCGGAAGUGAACAGUUUCGCAUUGUGCCGGAAGUGAAAUUCGGGACCUUGGAGUUUCUACACCUUAAGUGCGUAUUACGAACUUAAAAAACUUUCGAAGUUGUGGCAACAGGAGCAGGGAAUCAAGAAAAGGAGCAGGGAAUCAAGAAAAGGAGCAGGAAAGCAGAGCGCUCGAAUCGACGAACAAUCUUUGCAAAGAUUAAGGAAUACUAUGGUUGGACAUACUAAGAAAAAAGACGCCACCGGUAAUCAUCAAAUGAAUGGAGGAUCUACACAACAUAGAAGCAAAAAACAAAAUGAUACACAAAAGAAAGAAAAGGAAAAAAAAGAAAGGGAAAGCUUGGUGUUGUGGCGGAAACCACUAACCACUGCAGAAUAUUUUUUUCGAGAAUGUACUGAGUUAGCUUCUUUAUAUGGCAAAAAAUUUUUAGCAAAUAAAAUAAUCUUGGGAGUAAUUUCAAUUGUAGUAGUAUUUUUGUACAUAUUAAUAAAUUCCAAAGGACCACACCAGUCUUUAGUACAAGGAAUGUAUAAAAAAGUUUUAUGGUGUUUAUAUUGGGUAGGAUUAGGGAUUUUAUCUUCAGUAGGUUUAGGUACCGGACUUCAUACGUUUUUGCUAUAUCUUGGACCUCAUAUAGCUCAGGUGACAUUAGCAGCUUAUGAAUGCGGUAGCUUAGACUUUCCGGAACCGCCUUAUCCAGAUGAGAUAAUUUGCCCCAAUAAUGGAAAAAUGGCAUCAAUCACUUUUCUUAGUAUAAUGUCCAAAGUUCGAUUGGAAGCGAUGUGUUGGGGAGCAGGAACUGCUUUGGGAGAAUUACCCCCAUAUUUCAUGGCAAGAGCGGCAAGGCUUUCUGGAAUAGAUCCUGAUGAUGAUGAUGAAGACCUUAAGGCAUUUGAGGAAUUGGAAAAGAAACGGAAAAAUAAUAGAGAUGAAUUAACUUUGAUGGAAAAAGGAAAAUUGUUCAUUGAAGAAAUAGUGCAAAAAGUAGGAUUUCUGGGGAUAUUAGCGUGUGCUAGUAUUCCAAAUCCCCUGUUCGAUUUGGCUGGUAUAACUUGCGGACAUUUCUUAGUACCAUUCUGGACAUUCUUCGGAGCUACCCUUAUAGGAAAAGCUGUGAUAAAGAUGCACAUCCAAAAAAUGUUUGUGAUAAUAGCAUUCAACGAAACCUUGAUAGAAACAGCCUUAGAUUGGCUCAAAUUAGUUCCUUUUGUAGGAACAAAGUUACAAGUACCAUUUAAGGCCUUUUUAGAUGGUCAAAAACAAAAAUUACAUAAAAACUCAGCCAAAAAUAUUUCAGAAGGUGGCGGCAACGUAUUAGGCUCUAUUUUUGAAAAAUUUGUCAUUGCAAUGGUAUUAUAUUUUGUUAUUUCUAUAGUGAAUUCAUUCGCGCAAUCUUAUCAUAAAAGAAUACACAAAAAAAAGAAUAUUAAAGCUAGUAAAAAUUGAAUAUAUAAAAGUUAAUGAUCAUGAAACGUUAUUAAAAAAGUCAAAACAUUUGUAUUGGUAAUGGUGAUUAUUUUCAAAUUUUAUGUUCAUUAUGUUUAAAUUGAUAUAGAAACAGGUGAUCUUAAAAAAUAUCAAUAAAUAUAAAAUAAAAACAUUAACCCAAAAUCUAUAAAAGGUCUACUCAAAUUUCAAACGAAUUGGCUUCUCACUAGCUGGCAAAAAUUAAUAAAUCAUAGAUAAAAGUUUUGUUUUUAAUGUUAAAACUCUUUAAUUAAAACAUUCAUAUUUAAGUAUGACUUGAGACAUUAAAUGGACAAAUCCUUAUAUUAUUUAUGAUUUCACCCUGAACUUUAUAUUAAUAAUUCCAUUUGUAUCUUUAUAAUUUGAAAUGCAGAAUUUUUCAAAAUUAAAUUUGGUUAAUAAACAAUCUAGAAAU
Diorhabda carinulata is the source of this 2085-nucleotide messenger RNA. It is a transcript of the gene Tango5, whose product is annotated as vacuole membrane protein 1. The record is from RefSeq and is a predicted model, not a curated record. Lineage: Eukaryota; Metazoa; Arthropoda; Insecta; Coleoptera; Chrysomelidae. The coding region runs from base 414 to 1649 and encodes 411 amino acids. The transcript is spliced from 8 exons.